AUGCCGUUGCACGCGGACCUGUGUACGAUCCUUCAAAACGCCUCGCGCGCACGCCUGCGUUCGAUCCCACUCGCGUCGACCAAGGACAACCUCUCGAUCCUCUCUAUCCUCCUGCAGCACGGCUUUAUCCACAAUGUGGUGCGUGGCACCCAGACCGGUCCGAGUCCAACCUCGUACACGGCGGCUAGCCCUGCGGCGCGUCGGCUGUGGGUCGACCUCAAAUUCCGUCCCGACGACCGCCCCGUGCUGGAGAAGAUGAACGUCGUGUCGAAACCGUCGCGCAAACUCACCAUGGACAAGGACGAGCUUCUGAGACUCGCAACGGGAAGGCGAGCCAAGUUCGUAAAGCCCCUCGAUAUGGGCGAGAUCGGCAUCGUGGAUUGCGGCAAGAACGGAUGGUGGGAGGUCCGCGACGCUAUUCGUCGGGGACCACCAUCAGCGUGGCCACUCCACACCGCAUCUCUGGACACGCCACGUUUUCUUCUCGACAUCGAGCAUCUGGGGUCGGCAGUACUGGUCCAGUUUCGAUCGCCCAUCCAUCAUCACCGAAUCAUGUUUGGACUCGGUUCGGCGUUCUACCUCAUCCUCUUCAUCACCAAUGCGCUAGCUGUGCUUUCGGAAGACCGAUUCCUUGCAAGAGUGGGGUGGUCAUCAAACUCGCUCGCAAACGCACAUUCGUUCGAUCAGGGCUUUUCGCAAGCCGGGCCGUAUGCGCAGAACGAUGUCACCGUCAAGGCAAGACUCAUCAACCUCAUUUCCGCCGUAAGAACACUCAUGCGAAUCCCAUUGGUCGCGAUCAACAUCGUCGUCGUCAUUUACCUCAUUAUCCUCGGCUAA
Messenger RNA from Moesziomyces antarcticus, 837 nucleotides. Its product is annotated as ribosomal protein S8. The transcript has 4 exons. Lineage: Eukaryota; Fungi; Basidiomycota; Ustilaginomycetes; Ustilaginales; Ustilaginaceae. Gene Ontology annotation, molecular function: structural constituent of ribosome. Gene Ontology annotation, biological process: translation; endoplasmic reticulum to Golgi vesicle-mediated transport. Gene Ontology annotation, cellular component: endoplasmic reticulum membrane; Golgi membrane; ribosome. The record is from RefSeq and is a predicted model, not a curated record. The coding region runs from base 1 to 837 and encodes 278 amino acids.